CGAAAUGCGAAAAAAAAUCAGUGCACUGCAUUGGGUUGAUAAUUUAAAGAUAAUCAUUUCAAGAUUGAAAAUCGAUCCCGAAAAAAAAAAUGUCAACCCGAAUGAUAAUCGGAUUAUUGGGAAUGUAUGCAUGUGCUUUAUUGUUUAUGUAUCGUGCUGGUGUUAGUGUUGCAUUGGUUUAUAUGACACAACAAUCAAAAUUAUCAACAUUGAAUCGAACAACGACCGAAAUAAUAGAUCAAUAUUUUGAUUGGAAUCAGAAUAAGCAAGGUACAAUACUUGGUUCAUCAUUCUAUCUAUAUUGGUGUUUACCAACAAUAAUAGGCAGUUUUACUGAUCGUUAUGGUGGACAAUGGUUUGCAUUUAUCGGUAUAAUUGGUCCUUGUAUUCUAUCGGCUAUAACACCAUUGGCCGUUGAUUAUUAUCAAGAUUUUGCAUUGAUUAUUAUACAGAUUAUGAUUGGUGGAUUUCAUGCAUUUACAUAUCCGGCAUGGUUUUCAUUAUUUAGUAAAUGGUUUUAUGGUAAUGAACGUACACAAGCAAAUUCAUGGAUGCAAAUUGGUAAUGCAAUUGGUUGUUCGGCGAUGUAUCUAUUGGCUGGUCAUCUUUGUACAUUAUCCAAAAUAGGUUGGCAUUUAAUAUUCUAUGUAAUGGCAAUAUUACAUUUGCCUUGGAUUGUUUUAUGGCUUUGGUAUGGAUCAGAUGAUCCAUUGGAAAAUAAACGAAUUUCGGAUAUGGAAUUACAAUUCAUACAACAAAAAGUUUCGAUGCCGUUUACAAUUUCCAAAUCAAAGAAAAAUACAAUACGACGAACACCAUGGUUAAAAAUUCUUAUAUCACCGGUUAUAUGGUCAUCGGUCAUUUGUAAAAUGUGCUGUGCAUUUGGUUUUUUUCUUAUACUAAACAAAAUGCCUUCAUAUUUUGCCAUUGUAUUCGAAUUGACAAUCGAAGAAAAUGGUCUGAUUAGUGCAUUGGUUGUAUUUGCAUUCGGUAUUGGAUCAUUUAUUAGUCCAAUUUUAUGUAAUUUUUUCAUUAAACAUUUUCAAAUAUCACCAUUAUUAAUACGUAAAAUAUCACAAAAUAUUGCAAUGGUUGGACCGGCUAUUUGUUUGUUAGGAAUAACUCAUUAUCAUCAACAACAACAAAAAUGUAGCCAAAACAUUGUUUUUGCUUUGAUGAUUAUAGCAAUGUUUUUACAUGGAUUUUUUACCAGUGGUGAAUGGACAAUUGUUUCCGAAUAUUCAAGAAAUUAUACCGGUUCUAUUGUUGGUUUUGCACAUUCAUUAGCAUUUUUAAUGGGUAUUAUUGGUCCAUGGUUAGUUGGUCUUGUAUUCGAAACAUCAUCCACAUCCACAUCAUCAUCGUUCGGUGAAACAGCUAUCGAAAAAUGGAAUUUUAUAUUCUACAUAACAACAGCAAUAUAUUUGUUUGGUAAUAUGAUUUUCACAAUAUUCGGUACUGAUCAACAACAAGAAUGGGAUAAAAUUUGAUUUGAUUUGAAAAAAAAACAAAUUCAAUUCAAUUUAUAUAUCAAUGAAACAGAUAAA
Molecule: messenger RNA, 1547 nt
Organism: Dermatophagoides pteronyssinus (European house dust mite)
Lineage: Eukaryota; Metazoa; Arthropoda; Arachnida; Sarcoptiformes; Pyroglyphidae
Product: sialin-like
Biological process (GO): monoatomic anion transport; transmembrane transport
Cellular component (GO): membrane
Molecular function (GO): transmembrane transporter activity
Source: RefSeq, a predicted model, not a curated record